AUGCAUCUCUCGCUCUGCACUACAUUGACCCUCCUCGGGGCCGUCGCCACUGCCCUCCCGGGUGAGCUUAUCUCGAAGCGCGCCCUCACCCCACAGGACAUCAAUCCGCGGACAGGCUGCCCGGGCUACCUCCCCGCCGGCGAGUUCGAGUUCCCGCACUACAUCACGCAGGUCUCCAAGUCCGAGCCCGACCGCUCCUGGGGCCCGCAGUACUUUGGCGUCUUCACGCCCAACGACGUCGCCUCCAUCUUCAGCUUUGACGUCCCGGCCUCGCGCGCUGGCGCCAACUGCACCCUCGAGUUCCUCUUCCCGCGCCAGGAGCAGCUCGUCACCAGCUCGUACGAGUACAGCGGCGGCGGCAGCUUCUUCUUCACCGGCUUCAACCCGGGCAGCUGCCCCGGGCCCCAGACGACGUGGAACAACCUGCCCGCGCCGGGGCCGUUCCCACCCUUCCCGCCGGUCCACAUGGAGCCCGGCAAUGCCUAUGUCAUCGACAUUGGCCCUUGCUGGGUCGGUGCAGGCACUUGUGUGGCUGGGAUGACGAGCACGAAUGAUUCCAACUUUCGGUUCUUUCAGGACUUUAAUGACUGUCCAAUUGGCAUCUACACUACCUACUCUUAUCUCACUUGA
Thyridium curvatum is the source of this 630-nucleotide messenger RNA. RefSeq lists its product as uncharacterized. Lineage: Eukaryota; Fungi; Ascomycota; Sordariomycetes; Thyridiales; Thyridiaceae. The transcript has a single exon. Bases 1 to 630 code for a protein of 209 amino acids. The record is from RefSeq and is a predicted model, not a curated record.